Bufo gargarizans (Asiatic toad) is the source of this 3912-nucleotide messenger RNA. RefSeq names its product calcium channel flower domain containing 1 (gene CACFD1). The transcript is spliced from 6 exons. The coding region runs from base 258 to 764 and encodes 168 amino acids. Gene Ontology annotation, biological process: vesicle-mediated transport. The record is from RefSeq and is a predicted model, not a curated record. NCBI's taxonomy places the organism in Eukaryota, Metazoa, Chordata, Amphibia, Anura, Bufonidae. Gene Ontology annotation, cellular component: membrane.
CCCCCCUCAGCUGUAGGUUCCCUCCCGGCAUGCAUUGCGCUGGUAGCGACGUGUUCUAUUGUCAUCAGGAUCCCGGCUGGAGGCUGCGGGCAGCGGAGGGAAACCGGGGCCGGUGCCGGAGGAGCGGGGCCCGCGGAGGAGGUCAUACAGUCGUGUGGAGCAUGUAGGUUCCAGCUUAUGAGAAGACGCCCUGAUCCACCCCAGAUUCUGCAGCGCAGGCGCCAAGAACGCAGAUCGAUACCCAAGACACCUCCAAGAUGAGCACAGUAGAGCCAGACGCAGCAGCGCAGGGGAACCCGCCCGCCACCACGGCGCCGGACGAUGGCAUGACAUGGUGGUACCGCUUGAUGUGUCGGCUCGCCGGGGUCCUCGGGGGCAUAUCCUGCGCCAUCGCCGGCCUGUGGAACUGCAUCACCAUCAACCCAUUGAACAUUGCAGCUGGAGUCUUCAUGAUGGUGAACGCGCUGGUCCUGUUCCUGUGUGAGGCGCCAUUCUGCUGCCAGUUCAUCGAGUUUGCAAAUGUGGUCGCGAGUAAAGUGGACAGGUUGAGGCCCUGGCAGAAGGCGUUCUUCUACUGCGGGAUGGCGCUGUUUCCCAUAUUUCUCAGCUUCGGAAUAACCACUCUUUUUGGCAACGCGAUCGCCUUUGCAACGGGAGUGCUGUACGGAUUAUCUGCCUUGGGGAAGAAGGGUGACGCUGUCGCUUACGCAAAACUCCAGCAGCAGAAGAAGCAGCCGGAUGAAGAGAAGCAGGCCGGGACCUAAGGAGCUCCGCACCACAACGUUCUUCUCUCAUUCACUUUUUAACUUUUUAACUUUUGAUUGAUUUUUGAUGUGCAUUUUAAAGACUAUAAACCUGGCGAGUCCCCGGCAGCGCAGCGGUGGUCGGAUACAAUGGGAGUCUUCCUGCGAGGGGUCGUCUUGUGCUGCGUUCGGUGGAACUCUGCCCUAAGGGUGAGGUUUGGUACAAUAAGGGGGGGGAAAGUCUGUUCUUUGUUUCAUGGAAACUUCAAUCCGUGGUUUUAUCUCAGUUUCUUCAGCAGAAUCUACAGCACAAUUUACCGGGUGCACGGGAGGGAAAGAGCGAAAUUGGCGAAUACUGGGAAGGGGGGUCUUCAGGAUUGUUUAAAGGGGCACUAACUGGGAAGUCUCCUCUCUUCUCCGAUCACUACUUAUAAUGCUCCACUAUACAAGCAACUAAAAGGGGUUAGCUGCCCCUUUUUAAAGGGAUUUUCCAUCUUGCACGUCUAUGCCCUAUCCCCAGUGUGAUUAGUGGGGUCUUCCCACUGAGACCAAGAUUCACCACACAUGUUAAAGGGGUUAUCCCAUCAACGCCAUUUAUCACCUAUUUGUAGGGUAGGUGGGAAAUGUAUGAUCCUUUGGGAUCUGACCGCUUGGAGCCCCCAAGAGAACGGGGGUCCCCUGUGUGCACAUGCCGGUCCAACGCUCCAGUCACAUAAAUGAGAAGUGAUUAGGGUGCCCCUUUUCUGGGGGUCUCAACACCUUUGUUGAUUUGGCAUAACAUUUUUAUAUGGACCCCCCCCCCCCCCCCCUUAAACCACCCUCGUAGUAUUGCUAUUAGUAGUCGCAGAGGGUUCCCAACCAUUGGAGCUCCAUCAGCACCCACCGUACCCCCCCCCCCCCCCCUCCCAAUUGCUGCGCCACAAAGUGCAUUGGAAUCUGCGUGUUACAUAGGCUGUAGGGAAUACGUGAAAUUUACAGUAGAAAUUACCACAACUAUUACAGUCACGUAGGUCAAAGAGGUCUUCACCGGGUUGGUCGCUGAGUUUCAAGCCCCUCGAUCCUCCCUAUGGACCGAAUGGACAUAAAGUCCUGGAAUUUAACUGGAAUUUACCUUCACACUUGAAAAAAAAACUCACCUCUGCUACAUGAUGGAGGAGCAGAGAGUUCGGUGACCGAACGGGUUGUUGUGUGGGUGCAACCAUGGAUUUUAAAGGGAUACUCUCCUUCAGCCACCUGGAUGGACACCGUAAAAAGUGACUAUGCCCCUUUUAGAAGUACCAGCAAUUUUACUUUGGACUAGUAGAAUGUACUUGAUGUAGCCGUUAAUUUACUGUUUACAUAGAGCGUAGAUUUCUGGAUCCUGUCGCACGAAGAAGUGAGCGUACUUCCAUUCGCAUCCGCCACGGGCAUGAUGGUUUUCUUAAAGGGGGUUCUCCUGAAAUCUCACACAUGUUUAAAAAAAAAAAAAAACUGUUUUCUAGGAGAGACAGCGCCACUCUUGCCCAGGGGCUGUAUCUGGUAUUGCAGCUCAGCCUCUUUCAAGGUCCAUUCAGACCCUUUCAUUUCAAUGGUGCAGAUAGCACAUCGUGUGCUGUCCACAUCCGUAGUUCCGUUCCGCGGCCCCGCAAAAAAAAAAAAAAAGAGAGCGUGUCCUAUUCUUGUCUGCAAUCACGGACAAGAAUAGGCAUUUCCUAACAUGGGGCCGGCCACCAUGUGCCGUCCACAAAAUUCAGAACGCACACGGCCGGUAUCCAUGUUCUGCGGACCGCAAAACUCUUACGGACGUCUGAAUGGACCCUAAGAGUGGUACUGUUUCUUAUGCAAACCUUUUAAAGGGGGUUUUCCAGGAGUUUAAUAUGGAUGGCCUCUCCUCGGGGUAGGUGAUCGGUGAGAGCUGCAGCUUACCAAGCACAGCACCGCACAUUAUAUAGUGGCUGUGCUCGGUAUUGCAGCUCAGGCCCUUUCACUUGAAUGGGACUGAGCUGCUCAUAGUCCAUGUGACUGAAGGAUGUGAUGUCACCAGAGCGCCACAGCCGAUCGGUGUCGGGAGUCGGAGCCCCACCGAUCAGAUAUUGAUGACCUAUCCUGAGGAUGCAUCAUAAUUAAAUUCCUAGAAAAACCCCUCUAAUGGAAACCGGCUAAACCUACACGUGCUCCGGGCAUAAUACACUGCAGCAGAUUUAUUUAGGCCAGAGUGCCAGAAUUCUGUCUCGUAAUGCUCCAAAAAACUGGCAUAAUUGCUGUAUGUUACAUUUAUUAACAGAUUUAUGCAUUUUUUUUUUUCUCUACUUUUCAAAUGUCUAGAAAAAAGGGGGCCUUGACAAGUCCUAAAACGGAGCGGUUUUUUGGUGCACCAUACUGGGCUAAAGUUAAGGUCAAGUAAAAAAAAAAGGCAAAAGAAUAACUUGCAGAUCCAUCAGGCCUGUACCUCCGAGAUCAGUUUAGGCUGUUAAAAUGAGUACAUCUGCCCCAAUGUAUAGGUUUUGCUCGGAGUGUUCCUUUAAAGUCUGUUAGUCCGGAAAUCCAACAUGGAACUAAAAUCAUGUCCUGAGUAGGAUUUUUACCUGAUGGUCCAGCAUUGCAUGACCAUAUAGGCCCAUGAAGGAGAGCAGUGUCGGUCAUCUCUCAAAGACCACAUCUUAAAGGGGUCCUCUGCUUCAGUAGUGUGAGGAGAAGCUGCCAACCAUGUAAUGUGUAGCCAUCUGAUGGCAGAUAAGGAUCGGGCAGUAGGAUUUCAACAUGCCCAAUCCUGUUGUCAAGGCAGAUCAAACGGCGCCUGGCAGCAGCUUCCACCCCUUUCUCUAUUUAAGGACAUCUGUCAGCAGUUUUGUACCUAUGACACUGGCUGACGUGUUACAUGUGGGCUUGGCAGCUGGAGGCUUCUGUGUUGGUCCCAUGUUCAUACGUGCCCGCAUUGCUGAGAAAUAAAAGGAUGUUUUAUAUAUAUAUGCAAAUGAGCCUCUAGGAGCAACGGGGGCGUUACCAUUACACCUAGAGGCUCUGCCCCUUCUGUACUCUGACAACGCCAGACAGAGAGAACCUCAUAACGACAGGCCCUGUCAAUCAAAUUGCAGCAGUUGCAGAGAGCAGAGCCUCUAGGUGUAACGGAAACGCCCCCGUUGCUCCUAGAGGCUCAUUUGCAUAUAGUAAAACAUCACUUUUCUCAGCA